Molecule: messenger RNA, 951 nt
Organism: Mesorhabditis spiculigera
Lineage: Eukaryota; Metazoa; Nematoda; Chromadorea; Rhabditida; Rhabditidae
Source: the annotation of a GenBank genome assembly
AUGGAAAGCGAGCUACAGAGCAUCUACGUCUACUCGAACUGCACGCUGGGUAUUUGCUUCAACGCCCUGCUCAUCUACUUCAUCGCUACCGAUAAUUCGGGCUGGCUGAUCGACGACUACGGCUUCUUCAUGUUCAGCAAGAAUCUGGCGGGCUAUGGAAAGUGGAUCUCGUACAUGGGGAUAUUUUCGGAACUUCAGGUGUACAUGGCGGCCUUUCACAUGACCCUGACGCUGUUGGCCAUCCACUGCAUCUAUCGCUUGAAGUGGAAGUUUCUGUUCGACACGCCGCUCGGCAUCUUUGUGCUGACCGUCUUCAACUUCACGUUUGGGCCACUGUGGUGUAUCCUGUGCCAUUUAACGUUCGGGAUGAACCCGCAGCGUACAGCGUUGAGUCGAGACGAACUCUGGCGCCGCUUCAACGUCAGCAUCGAUGAUGUUGGAUAUAUCGGGCCGGUUUAUAAGUGGCCCGACCCGGUCACGCACGAGAUGAAAAUCCGGUGGUCAAACCUGCUGGGCGCUUUUGGCUGCCUAUCCAUCCUCGUCAUCAUCCACAUCUCCAUCUGUUUCGGCGGCAUCAAGCUAUACUUCUUCGUCCGCGCCUCCUCGGUAAGCGCCAAAACGAAGCGACUGAACAUGCAGCUGCUCCGCCUGCUCUUUAUCCAGGCGGCAGCGCCGGUGAUCUUCGAGUACACGCCCUGCCUGAUGGUGAUAUUUGGCGGAUUUUUUGGCUUACCGCUCUCCGAGGCCGCUCUCUAUAUCCCAGUCUUCAUAUCGCUCUAUGCAACCGCCGAUCCGAUCUUCAUGCUGUUCACUUUCAAAGCUUUCCGUAUCCGCUUCCUAGCGAUGCUGCCGUGCAGUUAUUUCGGAAAACAAGUCGCCCCAUCUUCAGCAGAGCUUUCCCAUCAGAAAACGGAGAAGCCGGGAAGUUCCGACGCCGACUCGUCACGCCAC